CAGAUCUAGUGGCUGGGAAUUCAAGAUCAACAUGCUGAUGGAAUUGGCAGUGAAGUUUCUGUCUUCUGGAGUGCAGUCUUUACAGAUGGAGAAAUUAACAUACAGAGAAACUGACUUGUCAGAGGUUGGAACAAGCUGUUAGUGGAUCCAGGAAUAAAUCCCAAACCUCUUAACUCCUUAACCAGUUUUUAGUCCAUUGACUAUGCAUCCUAGUGUGGUAGACUGGAAUGAAGCUAGAAAACACAAAUAUGGCCACCUGUCAGAGUGUACAUGCCAAUAUCAAGAAACUGCUGACUUCCUGGAGCUAGGUCAUUUUACCUGGGACAAAUACCUAAAAGAAACAUGUUCAGUCCCAGCACCUGUCCAUUGCUUCAAGCAGUCAUAUACACCUCCAAGCAACGAGUUCAAAAUCAGCAUGAAACUGGAAGCACAGGACCCCAGAAACACCACAUCCACCUGUAUUGCCACAGUAGUUGGACUAACAGGUGCUCGCCUCCGCCUGCGUCUUGAUGGCAGUGACAACAAGAAUGACUUCUGGCGGCUGGUUGACUCAGCUGAGAUUCAGCCUAUUGGGAACUGUGAGAAGAAUGGUGGUAUGCUGCAGCCUCCACUGGUUGUGAUUCCAAAGAGUCCCUAUCCAGCAUCUGAAGUGAACUCUGAGAAGCCCAGCAUCCACAGCAGCAAAACUAUCUUGGAGCAUCAACCAGGGCAGAAGGGACGUAAACCAGGAAAGAAGAGGGGCCGAACACCUAAGACUCUUAUUGCCCAUACCAUCUCUACCCAAUCCAAGUCAACUGAACCUUUGAAAUUCCCAAAGAAGAGGGGCCCCAAACCUGGCAGUAAGAGAAAACCUCGGACUUUGCUGAGCCCACAACCCACUUCACCAACAACCAGCACCCCUGAACCGGAUACCAGCACUGUCCCCCAAGACGCUGCUACUAUCCCCAGCUCAGCCAUGCAGGCCCCCACAGUUUGUGUGUACUUGAACAAGAAUGGCAGCACAGGCCCCCACUUAGAUAAGAAGAAGAUCCAGCAACUCCCUGACCAUUUUGGGCCAGCCCGUGCCUCAGUAGUAUUGCAGCAGGCUGUGCAGGCUUGCAUCGACUGUGCUUAUCACCAGAAAACCGUCUUCAGCUUCCUCAAACAGGGCCACGGCGGCGAGGUCAUCUCAGCCGUGUUUGACCGAGAACAGCAUACUCUCAACCUCCCAGCAGUCAACAGCGUCACCUACGUCCUCCGCUUCCUGGAGAAGCUCUGCCACAAUCUUCGGAGUGACAAUCUGUUUGGCAACCAGCCUUUUACGCAGACUCACUUAUCUCUCGCUGCCACAGAGUACAGCCACAGCCACGACAGGUACCUACCAGGUGAAACCUUUGACCUGAGGAAUAGUCUGGCACGAUCCUUGGAGCCACACUCAGACUCAAUGGAUUCUACUUUGAAUCCCACCAACCUUGUCCGUACCUCCUCAAAUCUUCGAGCACCUGGGUAUGGACCCUUAAUUCCCUCCUGUGGCCUCCCACCAAGUACCACCUCCGCUGUGCGCAGGCUAUGUUCCAGGGGAGUGUUAAAAGGCUCAAAUGAAAGAAGGGAUGUGGAAUCGUUUUGGAAAUUAAGUCAUUCCCCAGGCUCCGGCCGAUACCUGGAAAGCCGAGACACUUCCCGACUGAGUGACCAGGACCCUUCCUUGUGGACAGUGGAGGACGUGAUGCAGUUUGUCCGGGAAGCCGACCCUCAGCUUGGACCUCAUGCUGAGCUCUUUCGAAAACAUGAGAUCGAUGGCAAGGCUCUUCUCCUGCUGCGCAGUGACAUGAUGAUGAAGUACAUGGGCCUGAAGCUGGGACCUGCGCUCAAACUCUCCUUCCACAUUGACCGGCUGAAGCAGGGCAAGUUCUGAACAGGAGCCACACCUAGACAACUGAUCAGUUGGGCAAAAGAGGCAUUCUUUCCAGAAAGGAGGCUACCAACCUACUCCUAGGUGCCUAGGUGGGGUUCUGGGUCACCUUAUGACUUGAUGAGGCUGGGGAGCCACCACUGCUACCCAUUCCUGCCACGAUACCUCCUUCCAUGAAGGAUGGGGGAUGGGAAAGUAUGGGCACAGGGCCAGAGCUGCUCUUCCUCAGCCCUCCGUGGCACCCAGGUCCCCUCUACUUAUUUCUCAAUCCUGGCCAACUCUCACUAGGAGUAUAGACUGAGCAUUUUGUAAGUGAUGGAGAUAAAGGCCAAUCCUGGGGCCUUAGAAGGCCCUCAUAUCUGGGCCCCUCACCACUUCCUGGGCUUAGUAUGACAUCCUAUGGUCCCAAUUCCUGCCUUCUCACCAGAUCCACAGACUCCAAAUUCAUGGUGCAAACCUCUACCUUUUUUAAAAAAGAUGUUUUCUUAUUGCUAAUUUAUUAUUCUGGCACUUAGGCAAACCCCUCUGGUUAUUGCUUAUCUUGCACCAGACACUGAAUUUGGAGAAGAGGAUGCCCCCUGCUUGGCCUCAGAGAGGUCCUCUCCAGUAUCUGUCGCCCCUUUUCAGAGAACACUGCACUAGGGUAUAGUUUCCUUGGAGCUGUUUGUUGUGUUUGGGAAGGAGAGAGUCUUAUAUCCCCACCACCACUAGGCCCUUUGUAGCCCCAGGCCCAUCUGUGAGAUGGGAGUUCCACACUGUCUCCUUGCCCUUACCAGAAUUGCUGCCGAAGGACCUAAUGCCUCUAGGCCAAGAAGGCCCUGGGGUAGAAGAAGGGAGGGCCUCCAGCCUGGAGUAGUUCUGCCCUUCCACUCACUCUCCCGUGCUUCCUUGUAAGCAAAGUAGCAGCACUGCUGCUCACGCUGCCAUCUGGACUAUUUUAUGUCUAUUUGUUUAUAAAUAAAAACCAAUAUAGA
Molecule: messenger RNA, 2865 nt
Organism: Dipodomys ordii (Ord's kangaroo rat)
Lineage: Eukaryota; Metazoa; Chordata; Mammalia; Rodentia; Heteromyidae
Gene: Scmh1
Product: sex comb on midleg homolog 1 (Drosophila)
Exons: 14
Coding region: 203-1894 (563 amino acids)
Biological process (GO): regulation of DNA-templated transcription
Cellular component (GO): nucleus
Molecular function (GO): protein binding
Source: RefSeq, a predicted model, not a curated record